Messenger RNA from Symphalangus syndactylus (siamang), 5572 nucleotides. It is a transcript of the gene ZBTB47, whose product is annotated as zinc finger and BTB domain containing 47. Lineage: Eukaryota; Metazoa; Chordata; Mammalia; Primates; Hylobatidae. Gene Ontology annotation, biological process: regulation of transcription by RNA polymerase II. The record is from RefSeq and is a predicted model, not a curated record. Gene Ontology annotation, molecular function: protein binding; DNA-binding transcription factor activity, RNA polymerase II-specific. Gene Ontology annotation, cellular component: nucleus.
CUGCUCGGCGCUGGACUCGCCGCGGCCCUGCGCCUCCGCCUGCCCGGCCGCGCCCCCGGGGGCCAUGGUCGCGGGGCCCUGCGCGGGGGCGGCCCCCAGCGCGGCGCUUCAUGGAGCGGCCCCGGCCUGGCCGCCGGGGGCAGCGCGAUCCCGCGGGGCCCUGUGAGCCCCCAGCGCCACGGCACCAUGUUGCUGGUUGAGAAGACAACUGACUCCCCGGCGGCUGAGUUCUCGCUGGUGGAGGAUGUGGCGCUGCACUUUGCCUGCUUGAUGGGCCGCCUGAACGAGCAGCGCCUCUUCCAGCCUGACCUCUGUGACGUGGACUUGGUGCUGGUGCCCCAGCGCAGCGUCUUUCCGGCACACAAGGGUGUGCUAGCCGCCUACAGCCAGUUCUUCCACUCACUCUUCACCCAGAACAAGCAGCUGCAGCGUGUGGAGCUGUCCCUGGAGGCACUGGCACCUGGGGGCCUGCAGCAGAUCCUCAACUUCAUCUAUACAUCCAAGCUGCUGGUCAACGCGGCCAACGUCCACGAGGUGCUCAGCGCCGCCUCAUUGCUGCAGAUGGCUGACAUCGCUGCGUCCUGCCAAGAGCUGCUGGACGCCCGCUCUCUAGGCCCACCAGGUCCGGGCACUGUGGCCCUGGCCCAGCCGGCUGCCAGCUGCACUCCAGCUGCGCCACCCUACUACUGUGACAUCAAGCAGGAGGCCGACACCCCAGGCCUGCCCAAGAUCUACGCCCGAGAGGGCCCUGACCCUUACUCGGUGCGUGUUGAGGACGGGGCAGGGACUGCUGGUGGCACAGUGCCUGCCACCAUUGGGCCAGCCCAGCCCUUCUUUAAGGAGGAGAAGGAGGGUGGUGUCGAGGAGGCCGGUGGGCCCCCGGCCAGCUUGUGCAAGCUGGAGGGUGGAGAAGAGUUGGAGGAAGAGCUUGGGGGUUCCGGCACCUACAGCCGCAGGGAGCAGUCCCAGAUCAUCGUGGAGGUGAACCUCAACAACCAGACCCUGCACGUGUCCACGGGGCCAGAGGGGAAGCCAGGUGCCGGGCCAAGCCCGGCCACCAUGGUUCUGGGCCGGGAGGACGGGCUGCAGAGACACUCGGAUGAGGAGGAGGAGGACGACGAGGAGGAGGAGGAGGAAGAGGAGGAAGAGGAAGGUGGUGGCAGUGGACGGGAGGAGGAGGAGGAGGAGGAAGAGGGUGGCAGUCAGGGAGAAGAGGAAGAGGAGGAGGAGGACGGGCACAGUGAGCAGGAGGAGGAAGAGGAGGAGGAAGAGGAGGAAGGGCCUAGUGAGCAGGAUCAAGAGAGCUCUGAGGAGGAGGAGGGGGAGGAGGGGGAGGCUGGGGGCAAGCAGGGGCCACGGGGAAGCCAAGGCAGCCGGGGAGACCCCCCUUCCUACAGUCACAUGGCCACACGGUCCCGGGAGAAUGCCCGGCGCCGGGGUACCCCUGAACCUGAAGAAGCUGGGCGGCGGGGUGGGAAGAGGCCAAAGCCACCCCCUGGAGUGGCCUCUGCAUCGGCCCGAGGGCCACCAGCCACUGAUGGGCUGGGGGCCAAGGUGAAGCUGGAGGAGAAGCAGCACCAUCCAUGCCAGAAGUGCCCACGAGUUUUCAACAACCGCUGGUACCUGGAGAAACACAUGAAUGUGACCCACAGCCGCAUGCAGAUCUGCGACCAGUGCGGCAAGCGCUUCCUGCUGGAGAGCGAGCUGCUGCUGCACAGGCAGACGGACUGCGAGCGCAACAUCCAGUGUGUGACAUGCGGCAAAGCUUUCAAGAAGCUUUGGUCCCUCCAUGAGCAUAACAAGAUUGUGCACGGCUACGCAGAGAAGAAGUUCUCAUGCGAGAUCUGUGAGAAGAAGUUCUACACCAUGGCCCACGUGCGUAAGCACAUGGUUGCCCACACCAAGGACAUGCCCUUCACCUGCGAGACCUGCGGAAAGUCCUUCAAGCGCAGCAUGUCCCUCAAGGUGCACUCACUGCAGCACUCAGGGGAGAAGCCGUUCAGAUGUGAGGGGAGCUGUUCCCUCCACAAAGGCUGCUCUUCUGCUCUGUGCCUGGGCCUCACCCCCAAACCCCACCCCCAGAACUGCAAUGAGCGCUUCCAGUACAAGUACCAGCUGCGGUCACACAUGAGCAUCCACAUUGGCCACAAGCAGUUCAUGUGCCAAUGGUGCGGCAAGGACUUCAACAUGAAGCAGUACUUCGAUGAGCACAUGAAGACCCACACAGGAGAGAAGCCGUACAUCUGCGAGAUCUGUGGCAAGAGCUUCACCAGCCGGCCCAACAUGAAGCGGCACCGGCGCACGCACACGGGCGAGAAGCCGUACCCAUGCGACGUGUGUGGCCAGCGCUUCCGCUUCUCCAACAUGCUCAAGGCCCACAAGGAGAAGUGCUUCCGCGUCAGCCACCCCCUGGCCGGCGACGGCGCCCCUGCUGCCCCAGGCCUGCCCCCAACCCAGCCCCAGGCGCACGCACUACCCCUGCUCCCGGGGCUGCCCCAGACCCUGCCGCCCCCGCCCCACCUGCCGCCACCCCCUCCGCUCUUCCCCACCACUGCCAGCCCUGGCGGGAGGAUGAACGCCAACAACUAGCUGCCGAGCUGCACCCGUGCACCUGCUGGGGCCUGGAGUCAGGGCCCACUCCAGGAGGGACCCACUGCCUUCCCCGGGAGCACAGCAGUGCGGGCCUGGGCCCUGCUCCACCUCCAGAAGUGGAUGGAGGUGCCCUGCCUGAGGCCCCGACGAUGAGGGGUGUGCAGGCUGGCAGCCCCCAGAGCUGGUGGAGGGCAUCUCACUCCCAAGUGCCCCCCCUUUCUGUGACUCCUUGAAGCCUUUACUUUUUUUUUUUUUUUUUUGGAAGUGAAGGAAAAAGAAACUAUUUGCAGCACCCCCCUCCAGGUGAGGGGGGUGCUGGGGGUCUACAGCAGAAAGAAAGGGGCCUGGGCAGCAGGUGUGGCCAGUCUCUCUGCCAAGGCCUGUGCCAGAGGGGUUGGCCAGGUGGAGCCUGGGUCAGCCUCAGCAGCCUAUCACCAUGUCCUCUAUGCCCCUAGUUUGCUUCCUCAUCUUGGAGGGUUUGGGGAGAAGUUGGCGUGCCACCCCCGCAACCCUUGAUGAGUUGUAGACCCAGUCUGAGAGCCGCAAGCACUGAGGCAGGGCCUGAGACUGGACCCGGGUGAGCGUUGUGGGGGUGGAGGUUGGCGAGGUGCAGAGACUGCAGACCAGUGCUGCACUGUGUGGAGCGGGGCAGGCAGGGGCUGGACCCCAGGGACUUGCCUUCCCCAUCCACUCCGCUGCCAGCAGGCCCAGGGAUCCCUGACCUGCACCAGGUGGCACCAAGGGUCCUGAGUCCCGGAGAUGUCCCCAGAAGCUGCUGUGCCUCACAGCACUGUGAGCCAGACCCUCGGUGGGCAGACAGGCUGACUGGCAGCACCAGCUUCGGGGACAGAGUCCUAGGAUGAGGCUUGGACAGUGUUGGUAGGGUUUCAAGGUGCUAUUAGUGGGGCAGGGGCAGGGCGGCUGCUCACAGAGCACCCCAGUUCCUCACCAGCUACUCUGGCCAUAUAUCCCACACCAGAAGGAACAAGUGUGGCUGUGUCCAUCUCUGCUCCCCCAAAGGCCCGCUCUAGGCCUUAUCCUCCCUCUAGGCCCUGCCACAACCUGUCCCUGGCUGGCUCCAGCAACCUCGUCCCUCCUGGGCCUCUGCACCGGUGGGUGGGGUGCCCAUUGCACUGCCGGUAAAGGAGCCUGCAUGUUCAGGCCCCUGGGAGGAUUAGGGGGACUGGGGAGGUGCAGCCUAGACCCAAUUGCUUGCCCCCAUGAGGCUAGCACUAAUAGGAAACCCUUUUUUGUUGUCAUUUAAUGUCUUUAUUCCUGCCUUUAAUAUGGGGAGGAAGGUUCCAUAAGCUACGUUUCCUAGUUAAGCUCUUUCCUAUUGUGUUUAUACAAUUUUGUUUGUUAUACUCUUUGCACCUUAAACCCCCACCACUCCCCGACACUAUUGCCUUCCCAGCAUGGCUGGAGUGGGAAGAGGCUUGGGCCCCGGGGUAAUGGUUAGGGGGACUGAACCCCUCUGACCUCCUUGUGAGGCCCAUGGCACUGGGGCAGGGAGCUGGGGACAUUUUAAUCAUCAAUAAAUGAAGCACUUUAUUCUGUACAGAUUUGGGCAGGCCCAAGGUGCCCAAGUGAUCUGAGGAUUUAUAAUCCAAGCCACACCACCCUGGUUGUUCUCUGGGCUUGGAGGGGACAGUGCCAGCAGCUUCCUUGCCCAAUUGAUGUUGGAGCUGUAGACAUACGCUCGGGCGCCCCUGCUGUCCUAGGGGAGAGAAGGUUCGCCCCUCCCCGAGGAGGAAGGUUUCUGGUCAGGCCCCCCACCCCAAGGCUGGGGACUCCAGGCUCCUGCUUUACUGUAGCUCUUUUUCUUCCUUGCACUCCUUGAUCUUUGGGCUUCCGUGAUGUCCUCAGGGUCCCCCCGCUCCCUGUUGCUAUUUCUAACCUCUGGUCCCAGUGCCUGGUAGCUCUUUGGAGCUGGCUCACAUUUUCCCAAAAAAAGUUGAUCUCUCCCAGUGGGCUGUAGGCAGGGACCUCCAUGGGUUUCCAACCCCCAUCACUGGCACCAGGGUCUCCCACAGGAACUGGUGGUGUCAUCACCUGCUGGCCCCACUACAGCCUAAGCGGGCCUGAGUGGCCCUGGCCAGGCUGAGACCUGUCAGGCCAUACUGACAAGCAGAGGUCAGAGAGUGGUGGGGAGCUGGCGAUGAAACCCUGUCCUGGGACAUGGGUUUCCUGUUCUUGUACACUUCCCCUCUGGGAUCCGGUGAGGGGUCCAGACAGCUGGCCAGCAACUGGUCAAGACGGUCACGGGAGCUCUAGGUGGGCACAACCAACCCCUCUCCUGGGAGGCCCCUGCCCCACUGGGGAUAGGAGCCUGUGUCCCUGGUGCUAAGCACUCUCUUCACUUGGGCCAUUGUUGGUGGGGGCUCCUUUCCGGCCAGACCACAAGGCCAGAAGCAAUAAUGGCACCUCAGCAGUUCCAGUAUGGAUAGGGGUUCCUGUUUUACUAGCUUUCACAUCUCCUUUUAUUUAAAAAAAACAAAAACAAAAAAACAAUGUGCCCUCCAGAUGUCAGAAUGAGGAGACUGGGGCACCAUACUCACUUCCCAGGGCUGGGGGAAGGGGGACGCAGGAUCAUCCCCUUCCAAGGAGAUCUGUGGGGGUCCCACCGUCCAUCUGGACUUCUCAGCCUGUUUGGCUGGAACUCAGGCCUGGAGUCUGGGUCUGCCCCCUCCCCAGCUCCUUGGGGCUCUCUGGUCUCAGGCUGGCUGGUGAUGGGUGGCUAGAGUGAUGAACUCAAGCUCUGUGGCCACAGUUCUGGGAGCCUUUGACCGUGGCUUAUGCUGCCAUAGUCUCCACGGUGCCCUUCACAGAGGGCUUGGUAGUGGCAGAAUGGCCAUGCCCAGGCAUGUGCUGAGACCACUGACAACUGCUUGUGUACAGGCACCCCACAGCCCCAGAGCAUGGGGCACAGCAGGCAUGCGAGUGAGAAGAGUGAAGGGGAAUAAAGUCAGUACAACUCGUG